UUAUUGAAUUUACAUUUUUUUAUAUUUAGUGAUGGCUAUUUGGAUGACCUGGAUAAGGAUGCUGAAUUGAAGGCCUACUGUGGCUUUGAUCCCACUGCAGAUAGUCUUCAAUUGGGAAACUUAGUUGCUUUCAUGGGAUUACUCCGUCUACAAGCAGCUGGUAAUAAUGUUAUUGCCCUGAUUGGAGAAGCAACAUCGCUUAUUGGUGACCCUACUGGUCAAAAAGAACAGAGAGUUUCACUUGGUAAUGAAAUAUACUCAAGCAACUCUGAGCACUUUCGGGAACAGUUUCUCAAAUUGCAAUCUAACUUUGAGGAACAAUUCCUACCUAAUUUCAAACUUUCUCGCAAUCCUGGUGAAUUCAAAAUUAUGAACAAUAUGGAAUGGCAUAAGAAACAAACUUUGUUGGAUUUUCUUCGUUUUACAGCAAACUGCGUACGAUAUCAAGAACUUGCUCACAAAGAAAGCGUAAAAACUCGUGAAGCUUCUGGCAGUGGAAUGAGUAUGCAUGAAUUUUUGUAUCCAAUGCUACAAGCUUAUGAUUUCGCUUAUCUGUAUCAAUGCCACUCUUGUAAUGUUCAACUCGGUGGUAAUGACCAAAUUGGGAAUAUUGAUACUGGAAUCGCUCUCAUUAGGCGCAAACUUGCGGAAAGUGCUUUCGGUCUGACUGUCCCAUUGCUCUUGGCUCCAGACGGUACCAAAGUUGGGAAGACUACUUCCAACAAUCCGGACGAUGUGAUAUGGCUGAAUCCUGCUAAACUCCGUCCCUUCCACUUCUAUCAGAAGUUACUCAAUCUUCCCGACAAAUUUAUGUCACCUACAUUCAUUAAAUGUCUAACUUUCUUCUCAACAGAAGAGAUUGACGCCAUACUGACUGAACAGAAGAACAAUCCAUCACGUCGUCCUGCUCAGCGUGCUAUAGCUCAAGAAGUCACUCUCCUUGUUCAUGGAGCCGGUUGCCUUCAAGCCAGUGAACUGGCAUCUCGCGUUCUUUACGCUUCAAGUUCCGUCAACACCACUCACCAGCAUCCCAUGCUUGCCCUCUCCGAGGGCCUAACUCCCACUGAACGCAAUUUCCUUGUAACCUGUUUGGCUCAUUACUCAGCACCUACAGAUGGUCCCCUACCAGUCAUUCACGACAAGGUGCCCUUUGAUGCAUCACCAAUCGAUCGUCUCCAUGAGGUGCUCAAGUCAGCCCUCUCCAGUGGUAUUGAUCGUGGAAUUGGUCUCUCAGUGGAGGAGAGGGGUCUAACGCUGAAUGGACACUGCCUGCUGAAGCCGUCUCCCUAUGCGGUACCUAUGAAAGAGUCCUGUAAGGACUGCAAAGAGAGAUCAUGCUUGAGGAAGAAACUUGCGGCUCUUGAGCCCGGAGUAAUUGAAGAAGCCUGGAAGGCGGCUGAUCUUGCCACUGGAUUUAGUAUUCUGCAAAUUGGUAAGUUGAUGUGUUUCGUUGAACUGCAAAACGUAUUUAGUUAA
Messenger RNA from Rodentolepis nana, 1476 nucleotides. The record is from the annotation of a GenBank genome assembly. NCBI's taxonomy places the organism in Eukaryota, Metazoa, Platyhelminthes, Cestoda, Cyclophyllidea, Hymenolepididae.